Messenger RNA from Scomber scombrus (Atlantic mackerel), 2843 nucleotides. It is a transcript of the gene nudt9, whose product is annotated as nudix (nucleoside diphosphate linked moiety X)-type motif 9. The transcript has 8 exons. Bases 53 to 1105 code for a protein of 350 amino acids. Gene Ontology annotation, molecular function: ADP-ribose diphosphatase activity. The record is from RefSeq and is a predicted model, not a curated record. NCBI's taxonomy places the organism in Eukaryota, Metazoa, Chordata, Actinopteri, Scombriformes, Scombridae.
UCCCUCAUGUUGUGUUUGUGCCUCUUGUACUAGUGAUUGAUUAUUUGCCUCAAUGGUACAUUUCAUUCUGCGACGGAACUGGAUCGGCCGCGUUCAUCUAGCGCUCACCCUCUUCGGACUUCCGUACACCGUAUGCAGCUCCGGAGUUAGGCCUGCCGUCUCCUGCUUGCCUGGUCAUCCAUUCAGAACCAGUCAAACCAUCAGACCCAUCAGUACCAGUUACUGUAACCGCUACGUGACAAGUGUUCAAAAAAUGCCCUCCUCAGCAGCGCCUCACAUUACAUCAAGAUGUGCCCAAUAUCCAGGGUCCAAAAUCAAACGCUUCCCUGUGCCUGAUGACAAGGUGGACUGGAGUCAGGACUGGCCGCUGUAUGAUCCAGUCUGCUACACCAGUCCUUCAGUGGCAAAUAAGCCAGUAUGGGCGGACCCUGAUAUUGGCGCUUUCUCUCCACAAUUCAACGCUGUGGACGGUAAUGUGGACAGAACGAGCUUUGAGGGCAGCUACACAGUGGAAAAUGGAAAGCCGCUAAAUCCUCACGGACGCACAGGCUUGUCUUGUAGAGGUUUGCUGGGACGAUGGGGACCCAAUCAUGCAGCAGAUCCCAUUGUCACCAGGUGGAAAAUCGAUGCCAAAGGAGCAAAAAUAAAUCACUCAGUCUCCAAACGGCCGAUCCUGCAGUUUGUGUCCAUCAAGAGGAGAGACUGCGGGGAGUGGGCCAUUCCUGGGGGGAUGGUGGAUCCAGGGGAGCAGGUUUCUCUCACGCUGCAGAGGGAGUUUUCGGAAGAAGCAUUGAAUUCGCUGGCAGUCCCGGAAACAAAGAAAGCGGAAAUCCAUGAACGCAUCACCAAACUCUUCAAAUCGUCAGGGUUUCAGGUCUAUAAAGGCUACGUGGAUGAUCCCAGAAACACUGACAAUGCUUGGAUGGAGACUGUGGCUGUCAACUUCCACGAUGAUACAGGCGACAGCGUGAGUGAGCUGCCGUUGCAAGCUGGCGAUGACGCAGGACAAGUCCAGUGGGUUGAUGUUGACUCGUCCUUCCCCCUCUAUGCGAAUCAUUCUCAUUUCCUGGAGUUGGUUUCCAAAGAGAGGAAAGCACAUUGGUAACCAAGGACAAAAGAUUCUGGUCUGGCAUAACGAUAAAGGAUACAUUAGAGUGCUGUUGCUCUGCGUUCGUUGAGAGGAUUUAUGAUGCAUGACACCUAACCUUAAGUGGAUCCUCCCUCACUAACUGCAACAUAAUAAUCAAAGUGAUACUAGUGAAAGCCUAAUAUGCAUCUCAUUACUCUGACACGCUUAUUUAAGUCCAUUAUACACAUUAAGCAACAUUGUGGCUGUGAAGUUUAAGAUUGAUAUAGUAGAAUGAAUAUAGAUGAAUUGAAUGAAAACUUAUAAAGUUUUUCCUACUAUUUUAAAACGUGUGUUUCACUCAGUGAAAAGAAAAAAAAGAGUAAUGUGCAUAUCCAUAAAAAAAUGUGCCUGUUAAAAGCAAGAUGCUGCUCAGUGGCACACUUCAGCAAAAGACGAGGCUAACCACAUUAUUUCUGUUGAAGCAAAUUAUGCUAAUGUAUUCAAUGUUAACAAGGAUCCCAUUAACCAGUGUGAUCGUGUUAGAACAAACACAAUGAGCUGCUGAGCAUAACACAUACCACAUUAAUUUAAGUGUGAUAAGGGGGGCAAUCAGAACGAAAUGGUGCAGACUGACUUUGAUCUUUACAUGUGAAUAGAAUAUGAAGAUCUCCUCACAGCCUGGCUGUGUAGCGAAGCUCAGCACGGACAGGCUGAAGCUGGAGGAUAGACAUGUUUUCAAGUGGUAACAGAUGGUGGAUGCAAAGGCCAUUUCACACUGAACAGCCUGCCUUUCCAAAUGUUCACAUUGUUACGUGUCAUCUCACUGCUGGCCAUACUUUGCGAUGAAACGGGGAUGCAGAAUUACACCUUAAACGGUUGGUAUCUGUUAAGAUACAUGAUAAAAACAGUAACAUGCGGACAUUUCUGUCGUCAACAGGAAGCCAAGCUGCAUAAUUAGCUUAAUUGAGUUAGUAUAUUCAGAGAAAGCUGCAUCAUCCCACAUUUUUUACCUAGCAUUAAAACAUGCUCAUGUUUGCAUUAAAAUAAAAGUUUGAGAUUCACUACAUGUUAAGUUUUCGUUAUUCUAUCAAACUAGAGAGGAUGUCCAUUUAGCACUUUCGAGAAGAAUGUGGCCUUAAUUGGGUUAAUCAAGUGGGAGCUUCCUACAAGAAACAGUUCAUUGAUUUAGCUCCACAACAGUUCUACGAGGCACUGCUAAUCUUAUAAACCCUAUAAGUCCUUUUUAUUUGCUCUCAUCAGCAGCUAUGCGUGGGGAGGUUCUUAUCUAAUUAUACAGUUCAAUCUUUUAACAAGUACAUUUUGUGAUAUGAUCUGAAAAAUUCCCACCCAUACAGAUGCAUAUUCAUACUCCAGUAGGCUCUAAGUGCGUGCAGGCGAUUUAACAGCAUCACUGGAGCAUUUACAGUAUCCGAAGUUAUAGAAUUUUUGUUGUUGUGCAACGUGGAGAGUUGUGGUGUAUCUAAAUUGGCAAACUGAGUGUCAGAAAAUCCUCUAACCUUAGGCUCUGAAGUGUGAAAUGUGAUUUAUUUAUAUAAAUGGUAGAUAGAGAGAGCAAUUCUCAAUCAGAUUCUCUACAAGCAAAUGAUCAAAUAUUGUUAAUUAAAUUAUGAAAAUGAACAAGAAAGAAACUUAUGCUGAAUUAUUCUUAGUGUGUGACACUAAAAUAUCUGAUGCUGUGUUCUUGUUUUUACUUAAAAUUGCAAAUCAUUAAGUUAAUGUGUGCAUCUUUCCUCAUAAAAUCUAUAUAAAGUAA